AUGCGAGCAAAAAAUUCCACCAUCAGUUCCCCUGCCACAGAGCUUGCCUAUUGUUCGGUAAGAGCCGGGAUAGGUGCUCUGAGUGACAAGGGUGCCAAGAGAACCGGAGCUUCAAAUUCUGCGUCAACGCUCGUAUCAGAUAGCCAGCAUGCAAGUCUUCUCAGAGCCGAUCAAGGUUUGCAGGAACGAGAGUUGAACCUGCAUGAGGAAACUUUCCAGCGUGGUCUUCGCAGUCCGAAACCUAUUGACAAGGUCCGAAGCCUUUCUGCAAUCAGCACUUGA
Pseudozyma hubeiensis SY62 is the source of this 282-nucleotide messenger RNA. RefSeq lists its product as hypothetical. The record is from RefSeq and is a predicted model, not a curated record. Lineage: Eukaryota; Fungi; Basidiomycota; Ustilaginomycetes; Ustilaginales; Ustilaginaceae. The transcript has a single exon. The coding region runs from base 1 to 282 and encodes 93 amino acids.